AUGAAGUCGUUAUGCAAAUAUGCCGUAUCACAGACUUCGAUUUUACCGCGUGAUCAGCAUAACUGCAUAAUUUAUAGGAAACCUUUUAAUUGUCUUAUAAAAUUUUCACUAAAUAAUGGUUAUUCAACAGACGAAAAGUCAAAAGAGCAUUCAGAUUUUCAACAAAUUAAAAAUGCAUCCAAAAAUGCAUCUAAAUUGCACACAAGUUUAUCCUCGUUUCUUUCCAAAGUGCAAGCUUCCACGGAUAUAAUAUCUCAACCUAAGUCCAACUCCCAAAAACAACCAUUACUUAAGCAAAUAAACGAAUUUACUAAAGCUAUGAAAGUUAAUGGUGUUCAGGAUGUACUUUCCACUGCAUCUAAUAAUUUAAAUAGAUUAACAGGAUACAGUGUAGUGGAGAACUUAAAAGAAAAGGUGAUUCAGAGGGAGAAAGAAUUUGAGACAGCACGAAAAUGUCUUGCAGCCACUAAACUUGCAUAUGAAGAAAUUAUUGCGGCGCGAUCCGCAACGCAACGCGAAAUCAAUGAAUUGCUUCAACGUAAACAUCAAUGGUCAAGUGACGAUGUUAUGAGAUUUACGCAACUUUACAAAAAUGAACACAUGAACGAACAAAUUGAAUCAUCAGCCAGGGAAGAAUUUCAGAAAUGUGAACAAAAAGUUGAACAAGAAUAUACAGAAAAACGGCAAAAGCUUGCUGAUAAAUUUGAAGAAUUACUUAUUCAAAGAACAAAUGAAGAAGAAGGUAAAUCGGAAACCGGAAUUGUUCAUACGUUUAUGAAAAGGUUUGAAAAUCUAGAAGGAAAAGUAGAGGAAUUGAAACAAUCAUUAACGCCGAUAUUUGGUAAAUUUUCUGAUUGUGUUGACAAUGAUGAUAGCAUUGAUCCUAAAUUAUCUAUAACACAAAAAGAACUCAACCCUCCAAUGAGAGAAAUUGAAAAAUUAGCGGGAGGAAGUGAUCGUGUUCAACUUAGUCAAAGUGAAAUUGACAGACAUAUAUUUAUAUCUGCUUUCUUAGGGGCAUCGAUAGGAUGGCUUGUCAGUUUUAUGAUGAUUGAAUGGUUCAGGUGA
Racocetra fulgida is the source of this 1068-nucleotide messenger RNA. The record is from the annotation of a GenBank genome assembly. Lineage: Eukaryota; Fungi; Glomeromycota; Glomeromycetes; Diversisporales; Gigasporaceae.